GAUGUGCAUGAAAUACUUCAUAUAGUUGUCACAUUUAAAAUUUUCUCUAAUCCAAAAUAACACAAAAUAUAUCAAAAUAUGGAUUCAGGCAUGUCAUGGGCUGAUCAAUGGGACACCAACCCAGACCCUCCAAUAUCAUCAGAGAAAGACAAGAAAAAAAACAAAGAUGAAUCAAAGGUAAGCAAAAUUGGAAAGUCUGUGAUGAGCCUCAAAUGGGUGAAAGAACUACGUAAGAAAACUCAAAAAUGAUGAAAAUAUUGUGAUUGCAUUUAUUAUUUAUGAUGUCACCCUUGUCUAUUUGGAAUUUAAUUUGUUAUAAUGUAAUUGACAACUUGACGUUGGCCUUUUUUUGUGUUAGAAAAUUGGCUUAUUGAAGCAAAUGAAAUUCUACCUUCAUUUUCUUUGUUUUGUUUUCCAGAAUUUAUCAAUUAUUAUUUGCAAUUUUAUGCAGCUAUUGCCUUGAAUAUUGUUAAUUACAUGAUUAAUUUU
Molecule: messenger RNA, 489 nt
Organism: Trifolium pratense (red clover)
Lineage: Eukaryota; Viridiplantae; Streptophyta; Magnoliopsida; Fabales; Fabaceae
Exons: 1
Coding region: 79-249 (56 amino acids)
Source: RefSeq, a predicted model, not a curated record